Molecule: messenger RNA, 2367 nt
Organism: Brienomyrus brachyistius
Lineage: Eukaryota; Metazoa; Chordata; Actinopteri; Osteoglossiformes; Mormyridae
Product: phospholipid scramblase 1-like
Exons: 10
Coding region: 1466-2260 (264 amino acids)
Biological process (GO): plasma membrane phospholipid scrambling
Cellular component (GO): plasma membrane
Molecular function (GO): phospholipid scramblase activity
Source: RefSeq, a predicted model, not a curated record
CCAAAGGUAGAUAAGAUGUACAGCUGAUAAACUCAUAUGGAGGAUUAGAAAAUGAUUCCUCCAGAAAGUCCAUUUAAAACUGGUAUUAUUUUUUUUUUAAUAUGUAUUUAGUUUGCUUAUCCCAAUAUGCCUUGAGAAAAGUGUUCCGUAGUUUCCUCUACAGAAUAUUCAUAUUGUCAAAAUAUCUUUUUACAGAAUUUGAAUAAAAGAUGCAGAGUAAAAAAAAGUCUGACUUUUUCAUAAAAAUUCACGUUAAGAAAUGGACGUCUGGAGCCACUACAUGAAAUGACACGCAUCUUAUACCUCUGGUGUCCAGGCUACGAUGGUUUGUGAUAGCCGGACACCGAGCAAUUGUUUGUUUAUUGCAGGUUAUUGACCGAAAUACAUAGUUAUACAUUAGACUUUAUUAUUCUUGUUCCGCAAAACUUGUUUACUAAAAUCCAGUUAUUAUAACCAUUCUUGGCUCGUUGGAACCAGAGUGACGCCGAUGAAGACCGGACUAGCGGGGCAGCAAUGUGGCAAAUUGACUUGGAAAGACUGUGUCCUAUGAUGGUCCCAAGUGGAAUAUCCGUUACCUCUCUGGUACAGCAACCCAUUCUGCUGCAUAACCGCGUGCUUACACUCCUGCGUCAGAAAACGGCGUGACCCAAGUAGAGAAUUCCUGUAAUGAGUCCGCAUACUUUUGGCCACACAGCAUAAAUACCCAUCCAUUAUUUUAAUCACUUCGUCUGAUCUUUAAUCACAAAACACGACUAAGCUGGAUAUUUCCACACAGAUCCAUACCACUUACCAACUGAUUUAGCUAAAAUAAAAUGUAUAUGACUUAAAAAGACCUUCAAGAAAAUCGUGUUAAAUGGUAAAUUUGAGUGCAUUGCAAAAGAAAUUGGACUACGUCUUUAGGUUGAUAUUGGAUUUUUUUUUGCGCAUUUUCCCGAUUAAUUUACAUGGGUCAUAUUCAGAGUUGGAAAUUUCAGGUCCAGAAAGUAAAAGUCCAGAGCAGGAUUUUCUUUCAACCAACCAGUUGAGUAAAAGAGUCACAGUCACAGAGUACACAGCUGGUUGGUUGAAACAAAAUCAUGGUCUGGAUUUAUACUUUCUGGAUCUGAAACUUCCACAUCUGGUCAUGUUUAAUUCUUAUCAAUAGUCUUUACAAACCAUUCACAUUCUUAUGUCAAGCCAGCUACAUCUAACAACCACCGAGUCGGUGAAACCGGACUCCAGUCGCCACGCCCCCUGGCGCUUGGAGAGCUUUAUAGCUUUUCCUCUGGUCGCCGCUGGCAGACCUUUAUCUGCUGGCCGGCCGGACGUCGCCGAACAGGUUUCUGACCGUUUUCCAGUGUUAAAACGCCAUGUAACACAGGUGUAGCCCUGUAGACCUGCGCUAGUCAUCGCAUUUUCCCUGCGCUUCGGUUUCCCUCUCAUUUUUUAGCCCUUGUUUCAACUCAGGAAGUGUCAGAACAUUCCCAUGGACGCACAGAUUAGCACUGUAGACAGACAGCCCAAGAGAAAUGCAGUACGUCCAGCUUCGGUUGCCUCCAAGGUUCCUGGGCCACCAGGUUAUGUGGCCCCAUCUGCACCAGUGCCAAUGCCAGUUCCCCAGUGCCCCCCCGGCUGCCCCCCAGGACUGGAGUACCUGACCCAGAUCGACCAGCUGCUCAUCCAUCAGAAAGUUGACCUCACCGAAGUUAUACUUGGCUGGGAGACCAACAACAAGUAUCAGAUCAAGAAUAGCCUGGGACAGCACGUGUUCUACGCAGCGGAGGAGAACAGCUGCUGUAACCGGUCCUGCUGUGGAUCCAUGAGAUCCUUCGUGCUGCACGUCCAGGACAACUUCGGCCAGCAGAUCCUCACCAUCACCCGUCCUCUCAUGUGCAGCAGUUGCUGCUGCCCCUGUUGUCUGCAGAAGCUGGAGGUUCAGGCACCACCUGGGGUCCCCAUCGGCUACAUCGUCCAGAACUGGCACCCGUACCUCCCCAAAUUUACCAUCCUGAAUGAAGAGAAGGACCCUGUGCUGAAAAUCGUUGGCCCAUGCUGCGGUUGCAAGUGCUGCGUCGACGUGAAUUUUGAGGUCAUGUCCUUGGACGAGACAGAGAUAGUGGGCAGGAUCUCAAAGCAGUGGACGGGAGCCCUGCGCGAAAUUUACACCGACGCAAAUAAUUUCGGCAUCAGCUUCCCCUUAGAUCUGGACGUCAAAAUGAAAGCUGUCCUGUUGGGGGCGUGUUUCCUCAUCGAUUUUAUGUUUUUUGAAAACAACAAGUGAUGGGAUACCUCCGUAAAAUGAUUUUAUUUUGAUCUGUGAGCAGCCACAUACUUACCAAAAAUAUACCCGGAAGCAAGCUAAUUCUAUACCAAAAUGUUAUUACUUAC